Cryptotermes secundus is the source of this 5100-nucleotide messenger RNA. RefSeq lists its product as uncharacterized. The record is from RefSeq and is a predicted model, not a curated record. The transcript is spliced from 6 exons. The coding region runs from base 394 to 3885 and encodes 1163 amino acids. NCBI's taxonomy places the organism in Eukaryota, Metazoa, Arthropoda, Insecta, Blattodea, Kalotermitidae.
UCGAACACCCGCCAAUAGUUUGAGCUUAGUUGCUGACCUAAAACUUGGUUGUGCGCUUCUGUUAGACGAAUGCUCGUAUGUACUGCGGUAGAACAUUUGAAAUUUCAAACAGCCGAAUACUUUUGUUUUUCUACACGCCUUUGUAAUUUUGAAUUGUGUAUGGUGUGACGUGUGCUGUACUUAAUUUCGUAUGACAGUAUCAGUCUCAAAUGCUUGAACUGUUAUAAAGAAGCUUUAUUCUUGCUAAAAUACAUUUGGAAAUGAUAUUGUGUCAUGACCUGAAAAUGGGGACUAAAAUGUGACGGAAAGCUGAUCUGAAGGAUUCACUUGCACAGGGAGGUGACACAAAGUGCGUCUUCGGUGAAGUGUGAUUACAAUGCCACAUGAAACGCAAUGAAGGCGGAAGUGAUUGGGUGGGUGGCCACAGCCGUUGGAAGUCCGAUAGUGAUCGUGACACUCUGUUGGACACUGGUGAUCUUCCACUGUCACCGCCAUUAUUGGCGGUCCACGGAUCUGCUCAUCGCCGCCAUAUUGUCACAAGGUGUUGUGAAACAGAUAGCGACGUUUGCUUACACCGUACUAACAUUGCUACAAACAUUAGACUCAAACGAGGCCUGGUGUUCAGCAAUUGUGUGGCUCCUAACAUCGGUACACAUUCUCCAAGCAGGAACCCUUGCAACGCUCAUUUUGUCGCGGCUUCUAGCUGUUCGGUCUCCUCUGAAAUACCGACAAGCUGUCAAACGUACCCAUAUUGUGUAUCAUCUUGUUUCAUUAUCAAUCCUGAGCUCAUGUAUAGGCUUAGCGGCAGUGUUGGCAGAAAGGAACGACCAUGGAUUACAGGCAGUAACUAAUUCAACAGUCGGUAGUUACGAUAUGAAAACACAACACUGUACCUUUCUACCUCAUGAAAUGGAUCGAAGAUAUGCAAUACUUUCAAUUACGCUUCAUUCACUACUCGAUGUUAUGUCUCUCGUUGCUCUAAUUGUUACGCUUUUCAGUUGGUGUUGCCUUUACAGGCGCCAGAAAUCGAAUAUUAGUGUUUCCCAACCUUCAACGAUGAUAGGAAGUCAUGGAAAUCAAAAGAGACAAUUACUAACCUCAUCUUCCGAUCUUUCAGCUAUGUCAGAUAUCUCUGUGACAUCAACUGCACGAAAUGGCAGCUCGACAACACAAAAUGGAGGUAAUGGAGGUAGUGAAGGGAGAAGAAACGCCGAGAUAUUGUCUGGAAAAUGUACAACAAAUGAUAAUCAAUUCAUGAAUGGCUUAAUGGAAUCUAAUUCAAGAUACAUCGAAAAUGGUGACGGUAAGCUGCAACCAACAAAGACAUACGCAACGCCUCCGCCCAAAACUACGAGUUUAGAUGCCCUACCCACUCUCUCUUGCAGUAUUGGUUUCGGCAGUGCUUUGAAAUCUGCGAGUGACGCGAAUUGCUUCCGUUCUAACGCCAACAAUGCGUUUCAUACAGUGUUUCCCAACUCGUCUGACCACGUCAUCAACUCCUCCGUUGAUACUUUGAAGUCCUGCGCUGUCAUCUCGAGUUAUAAUCACACCGCUCCAAAGUCUCUCACGACUAGCGGCUCCAACUACGAGACUUACGACCGGAACUACAGAACUCCUGGUAAUGGAAAUACCGAAGAUGGAUGUCGCUGGACAUCAGAAUCUUCGUACAUUUCUACAUCCACAUCUUCGACUAACAGCAGGGCCCCUUGUCUUGCCAGGGACGAUGGGGUCGUGGUGGAACAGGAGGAUUUGAGGCUCUCAUCGGUAAUACCUGUGCUGGUGCUGUGUUACGCCAUCAACCACCUUCCAGUACUGGGUCUCACUGUAGUAGGCAUGUUUGCCCCUUGGCUACUGCCCCAGCUGUGGUCAUUACCAGCCCUGGUAUUGUGGGCAGGACUAGCUGAGGAAUGUCUCCUGCCUAUCCUCCUCUCCUUGUGUGACAGGAACUUUACAGCAUGGGUGGCCAAUAUUUACACCUACAGAGACAGAAGGUUAACAGAUUUGGCCAGACAGCAUCAAGGACUGGAUGGUAAAUUCAGAGUGUUCAAUGCACACUCUCAGAAUCAGACCGAGAGUCAGAGCUCCAAUCAGCUGCAGUCUCAACAGCAGCAGCAGACCUUGCAACAAGAACCUGUCAAGUUCCCAAUCACCAAUGGCUCUCUCUUCACCAGCGUUGAUGGUCGACUGCCUAUAAUACAUAACUACAGGAGAGGUAUGAGAACAAAUGGAGCUGUUCCUUCUCAGAUCAUCAGUAUGGGACUGCCAGUUGCUCAGACAAGAAGACAUGAAUUACUUCAGAGACUUAUCAGUCUCAAUAAAGCAGCCAUAGAAAAUCAACAUUCAGAUCUCUUCAAAGAACGAACCAGUGAUGAGACUUGUAAACUACCACAAAUUUUUUCAGAAAAAUCUUGUGAUUUUCAGGUCUACUUGCAAACUGGAAGGGAUACUAUUGAAAAGAAAGCUACUAACCCAAUAACACAUAAUUCCAGACAACAGAAUGAAACUGGGAGUGUUCUGACGGAUUUUGGAAUAGGAAAUUUGAACUCUGAGGAACCGUCAUCAGAUUGCGAAGACUAUUUGAAUUCUGAAGGCCUUAAUGAGUAUAAUGUUGAUGAUGACGAUGAUGAACCUAUCUAUGCAACCCUGUCAUCACGCAGCUGCUGCUCUGCAACCACUGCUGCCAAUGAUGAUUUUGAAUUCUUUCAACAUGAAGAGAAAUUUUCCACACAUGUAAGUAAUGACACAGAAAAAAGCACCAUGCUACAAAUGCCUGAAAAGCUUUUUUUAUGUGGAUCACAGUCUGAGGAAGAAAAUUCUGGCCAGUCUUUGCUCAGCAGGUACCAAAGAGAGAUGGUGGGAACAGGAGACUCUGUGCAUCAGGAAUGUCAGUGCACAGAUUGGACUGUCAAUCAAAAUAAUGAAGUUUUAAAACUUGUACUACCACUGAUAGGGUCUUCCCAGAAUCAAAAUGAUAAUAUGGAAUUAUCUUACCACAGUAAUGAAACAAGUAAGGGAAAAAAUAUAACACACUCUAAAACUAUUAUUCAGAAUGCAAGUGAAAUUUUGAGAGCUGUCAUCCAAAAUGAACUGAAGAAUAGCACAAGUAAUGCCUUCAAGAAAGGCACCAAUGAUAAUACUGGCUCAAAUAUUGGUGGUACUGAGUCCAAGAGCAAAGAUAAUUCUUGCCGCCAUCAGUAUGGUUCCAACACAAAUAGCAAGAAUAUCCAGUCCAGCUGUGAGCCAUAUUUGGAGGCUGAGGAUCAGAAAGAAAUUAUUUCCCCCCCGAGAAAGUGUGAGAAUCUCAAGUUACAGGUCGCCAACAUGACUAGGAAAAAGAGGGUUAAACAAAACAUGCUGGCAGGUUCACUGUCUUUGAACAAUCUGGAUGAACUAUUAUUAGAAGAGGAUGAGGGUGAUUUAGUUGUCCAGAAAAGAAACAUCAGAAAAAGUUCGAAUUCAAAGAUGAGAAAUCGGCCUCAGAAUGAUCCUAAUUCUUCUGAUGAAAGAGAGGUGAUUUUUGAACUUCCAGUGAAGAGUGAAUCUGUGCUAAGUUUGUAUCGGCUUGACCUUGAUGCAGAAAGCAGAUCUAGCGAAUGUACAGUCACUGACUUAAGCUACAAAGAUGUCAACAGCAGACGUUUCCAUAAACAGAUACCAGGAAACCGUCACAUCGUAGGGCAAACUCCUGCAAGACGUUUGGCUCAACAAACACCACCUAUGAGAAGAAUCCACAGACAGAAGCAGCUUCCUGUGCCAGUUCUUUCUGUUGAAUCACUUACCACAGCUCUGACUUGCGCUGGAGUGUCGUAUUUGGACAAUGGAGAUCUUUGCAGGCAUGGCAGUGUUCCAGAUCUCCAGAGAGUGUUUGUGUCAGACUAUAUAUGAAUUAAAUUGUAUUUCAGCAUCCUGUUGCAUUGAUGUAUCACUUUAUACACUUGUCUUUAAUGUACCUUUGUUUACAAUUUAUCCUUAAUUUGAAAUAAUGAUAUUAAAAUUACAAUUAAACCGCUACAUGUUUCAGCCUUACUUGGCCAUCCACAGGAAGCUGUUCAUUUGUUGAAACUACUGCAAUACAUUAGGUCUUAAGUUAAAAUAUUCCAUUAUUGCAUUUUUAUCAUUCACAUUUAAAACAUUUGCUUGAGAACAUCACACUUUAUCUCUUCUUGCGCCUGUCUUCGUCUUUUGUUUAGCCAUAUGAAUAUCAGUGUGGACAACAAUAAAGCGACACACACUUGACUGAAGCAAAUGGACUAAAGCAACUGAGUGGGAACACACAUACUAAUGGUGCACAUAAAAAUACCACCAUCACCACCACCACCACACUCACUCACUGAUAUUCACAGGGCUAAACAAAAUGAAACAAUAGACUGAUGCCACAAGAAGGUUGCACAAGAAAAGAUAAAGGUGACAUUCUCAAGCAAAUAUAUUUUAAUGGGAAUGACAAAAUGCAAUAACAUUGGAAUGUUUUAACUUCAGAAGUAAUGUAGUGUAGCAGUUUCAACAAAUGAACAGUUGCCUGAAGAUGGCCAACUAAGGCCAAAAUAUGAGGCAGUUUUAACUGUAAUUUUAUUAAAUUAAGGAGUCAUUGUAAACGAACAAAGUUUCAUUGAAGAUGGAAACAAGUGUAUAAAGUUACAUAGAAUGAUUGAAAGAGGCGAAGAUUACUGCCAUCUAUGAUGUGAUGCUAUGUACUCUGUAGAUCAUUAACAGACUGCACUGUCCCACAUUACAGAACCUACAUUUUUCAAGCGCACCUGCAGUGAAUUCCACAAUUAGGCACAAAAACUUUAAACUCAAAUAGAGAAAAAAAAAUUUGGACAUAAUUAGAAUUUUUCCUAUGUUUAUGAAGUUCCAGUGUAUUACUAUCAGAGAUACUACACUGGGUUAGAAUACAACACAUUUCAAAGAAGCUGUGCAGUAACCACUGGAAAAAGCAAAACUGUGUUUCAUGUUCAAAGGGUGGAUAAAAAGAUAAUGGUUGACUACAUUCAACUUCCUUGUAAACUGUUAUUUAUUGAUUACUCUUAUUACUAGGGCCCGGAUUUUUAUGACCUAAAAACUAUAAAUAUAUGCAUGCACUUAUGACCCAAAAUUAUGUCA